CGGAGUCCACGCUCUGAAUAAUUCAAGCUCCCAUACCCUCUCCUCCACCGCUAACAAGAUGCCGGCCGUACAUCACAAACUGCUCCUGGAGGACGCUUUGCAGGACAGUCCUCAGACUCGCUCCUUGCUCAGUGUGUUUGAGGAAGAUGCUGGGAUGCUUACAGACUACACCAACCAGCUGCUACAAUCGAUGCAGCGUGUGUUUGGAGCCCAGAGUGAGAUGGGGUUGGCCACAGAGCAGCUCUCACAGCAACUUCUGGAUUAUGAGAAGAAAAAUUUUGCCCUUGGAAAAGGUGAUGAAGAGGUAAUCACCACGCUGCAGAACUUUGCCAAAACUGUAGGGGAGCUGAACUCGCUCCACUCUGAGCUAGCCAACCAGAUGGCUGACAGCAUGGUGUUCCCCCUGAUCCAGUUCCGAGAGAAGGACCUUACAGAGAUAAGCACACUGAAGGAAAUAUAUGGCAUUGCAACAGAUGAGCAUGAGGCAGCUAUGGUCAAAUACAGCCGAUUGCCCAAGAAGAAGGAGAAUGAGAAGCUGAAGUCAGACUUGGUGAAGGAGGUCGCCUACACUAGAAGGAAGCAGCACCAGGCCUCACUGCAGUAUUACUGCGCCCUCAAUGCCCUGCAGUAUCGCAAGAGAGUAGCGAUGCUCGAACCUAUGCUAGGGUACACACACGCACAGAUUGGCUUCUUCAAGAAAGGCAUUGAGCUGGUGUCAAAGAAGAUGGACAACUUUCUCACCUCUGUGUCCAACAUGACUCAAAAUAUCCAGGCCCAGCUGGACACAGAGGCAGAGGCCAUGCGUGUGUCCCAGAGGGAGCUUCUGUCUGUGGAGGACACUGUCUAUAUGCCAGAUAAGGAUACUGAGCCUGUCAAUCGCACACUUAUCCAGAAGGCUGGCUUCCUCAACAUUAGAAAUAAAACAGGCCUAGUGACCACAGCCUGGGACCGACUGUACUUCUUCACCCAGGGAGGAAACCUCAUGUGCCAGCCGCGUGGGGCAGUGGCGGGGGGCAUGGUGCUGGACCUAGACAACAGUUCUGUCAUGGCUGUGGAGUGUGAGGACAGACGCUACUGCUUUCAGAUAACCUCUCCCACAGGCAAAACGUCAAUGAUUCUACAAGCCGAGAGCAAAAGGGAAUAUGAAGAAUGGAUUUGCACUGUGAACAACAUCUCCAGACAGAUCUACCUGACUGACAACCCAGAGGCUGUGGCCAUUCGACUGAACCAGACGGCCAUCCAGGCAGUGACCCCGAUCACCAGCUUUGAGAAGAGACCAGAGGGCUCGCCCAACCCUGACAGAGCGAAACCAGGAGGUGUAAAUGCUGUCAGUGGUGGUUCUCAGAAGUCAGGGGCUGCUACGGAGCCAGAAGACUUGAUAGCCCCUGGGACACCCAUUCAGUUCGACAUCAUGCUGCCAGCCUCCGAGUUUCAGGACCAGAACAGGGCUGGAGGGAGACGCACAAAUCCUUUUGGAGAAACAGACGAUGACUGUUCAACAGAAAGUGACGACUCCCUCCUGCAGCAAGUAUUCGCUGUGCGCUUCCAGGGCUCAAUGGCGGUGCGCUGUGGCAACAAUCAGGAGGUGAUCUAUGAGGCCAUGAGGCAGGUGCUGGCUGCCCGAGCCAUCCACAACAUCUUCAGGACCACCGAAUCCCACCUCAUGGUCACCAGCAGUAGUCUCAGGUUGAUUGACCCUCAGACUCAAGUCACAAGAAUAAGCUUCCAACUCGGAGAAGUGUGUCAGUUUGCAGCCCACCAAGAGAAUGGGAGGCUGAUGGGGUUCGUGGUCGAGGGCAGAGACUGGAGUGAUGGAGAUGAGGAGGGAGAGCCCUCAUUUAGCGCCUUCGUCUUUGAGAGCAACACAGAGGGCGAAAAGAUAUGUUACACCAUAAGUUUGGCGAAGGAGAUUGCAGAAGCCAAGAAGGACCCAGAGGCCCUGGCCCAGCUGAUGAAGAACAUGCCUCUCACCAAUGACGGUAAAUUCCUGCUGCUGGAGCCUGAGACGGGCGACACAACCAACGGGGCAGAAGACGACCUUGAGUCUGAAGCCUAGUCCCAGCUAGGACCAAAAGAAAAACAACCAAGACCAGGGCCACGGUCCAGCUUUUGACCAGGAGAGAAGGCUUUCCCUGGAUAACAGUGACAUCAUGACCCGCUAGCCCUAACUCUGGUACUGUAACACCCAUAUUAGAGAGUGUAGUUCACUUCCACUUACCCUGUGUUACUAGAGUUUUUUGCUGUCAUGAAAGCAGAAGACGUUGGCAGGGGGUCCCAAAAGCACAUCUCGUGGGUGCUCCAUUAGAUCUGCUUUUCUAAGGUCAGACUGUUGCAUGGGUCUUUGGAUUUGGAGUUGUUUUUACACCACUGUGGGUGGUACUUCCAUCAAAAGGGACACUAUAUAGAUAUUGAUUGUCAUUCAUUGUUUUCUAAUAUCCCCAGCCAUCUAACAGAAGGUGGUGACUCGUUUGCUUCAUUUUAGGUUUACAUAGUUUGGAGUCUGUUUGGAGAGUUCAUUCCUUGACUUUGUUUUACAUGUUAACUUGUACGUAAGGCUUUUAUGCAACUACUUUGGUGUUUUUUUUUCUUGUUUAUUUGUGUACAAAAAAAAAGUUAUUGCACUUCCAAGGUUAAUAUUUACUUAAUAAUGCUUGAUGGCUACAGAAUGCACUAACUGAGGCAUUUGAAGGAUCCUAAACUUAAGAUAAUGAAGAACUUAAAAUAGGUAAAAAUCACAUUGGUUUCUUUUCUCUGCAGACGAGUGACUGUUGCGUUGCUUGUUGUUGUUACUCUGUGUGAGCACGUGUGUCCUGAAGCAGUGGACACAGUUGGUGGAGCGAUUAGACUGAAUUUUUGUUCUCUCUGCACUCUUGCCACUAUCUAAAGCAUUCCCUGUAAACCGAAUCAAGUUUAGGAUGAUCUUUAUUAACAUGAUCUGUAUGCAAGGUCCUUCUCAAGCAGCCCAAAUAUUCUUAAGUAAAACUGGUACUUUGCUUUAGGUUUGUUGAAAGCCUGUGUAAAUAUGAACCGUCUGAGUGUCUAUAUGAUGUUUAAUCAGAGUUGGCUGCAUUAAAGGCUUUCACUUUUAAAAGCUAGGACCGAUGCGGUGCAUGAUUAAAUAAUGGCAUUCUCUCUCAGUCCAUUCGCAGAGAUUAAAACCUCUAAAUUGAGCACUGAGCUGUAAUACUAAAAAAAAUAAAACCACUGAAACGUUACAGUAACGCAUGUAGGCAGAACACAGUGGUGUAUUAUGUACUCUGAAAAGCAGCUCGCUCUUUGCUCACACACAUAAAUAUUAAACAGAACAAAACUGAAGGGAAGCGACUGAUCUGUGAAAUUCUGCCUUCUCUUUAGAUCCCAGUGCAGUUUUAAACCAUUUCAGCCUAUUUGAACUGUAACGCUAAUCUCAAUGGACAGAGGAAGCCUGUGGUGCACUGUGUGAAUGUGACAUGUUUUGGUACUGUGUAAAACAGACGAGGUCAAAACCACUGACUUGACGUUGAUCGUGAAAGUAACAUUGUAUUGACCAGUGCGUGUCUGCUUGCUUUUUCUCCUCUAUAUCAUCAGAGCUCUUGGUAGAAUCACAUUAAACAAGAAUUAAGUGUGGAUACUUGAGGACUGCCUGCUCUACUGGUGACUAGUUAUGAUUGUUUGAUUGCUUGUGACACUACUCAUUGUAAUCAGAGGAAUAGUUUAUUUAGGAAAUGUAUUUAUUCGCUUUCUGGUGCAGAGUUGAUGGAGGAUUGAUGCCACUUUCACAUCUCCCCGUUAAAGUGGAAAAAGACAAAUUUUUUACUUUGACUUAUCAUCAUGAAGGAAAUCUUCAUAACACAAUGUAGUGGCUGUAGAAUGACACCAACAGUGUUUAGACUGGUUCCCUAUAAGGCCCAAUGUGUCUGUCUGCCACCGGGUACGAAAAUAAAGGCUUGUUUUACGGCACAACCAUUACGCAACAAAAACAGGAGGAGGAUAGCGCUUCUAUCUUCCCCUGUAGCUAUCCCCACGUACGAAACAAUAUCAAUGAAAGUUCUUUGUAGUUACUAUCCCUGGUAGCAGAAAUGGCAGACGAAGUAACUGAAAAACAAAAUGUGUCCUGUGUCGUUGGUAGUUGAUAGGCUCAGAGGAAAAUAGAGAGCAUUCUAGUUGUCUUUGUGACAGCAGCGCCACAAUACCACCACUAAGGAUAAAGCUGAAAAGUUGUCUAUCUACACUUAAAAUUUGAAGCUACAGCGCAGCACAGAUAGUGGGAACAGCUAGCCUGGCUCUGUCAAAUGGUACCAAAAUCUUUCUAACUGUCUAAUUAUCACAAAUGAAUACCUAAAUCAUUAGUUUUAUCCUUGUAAAAACAUAAAUAUAACGUUUGAUAGAUGGUUUUGUGCUGGACUAUUUCUUGGCCGUAACCAGUAACUUCUUGGGAGUCUCUACUGGUUGCCUGGCAACCGGUCAGGGCCAAGAAAUACUCCAGCACAUAACUCCCUCAAAUGUUUUUACGCUUCAGUUUUUGUACAUUUUUUAAACAAAUAUAUUAUUUAGUAAGCUUUAAAAGUCCUGGUAGCUGGACUUCGUUACUGAUUGACAGUUUCCUUUCUACUGUGAUUGUGCUAAGCUAACCGACAGCUGGCUGUAGCCUUACAUGUAACGGACAAAUACAAGAGCUCUAUCCAUCUCCUCUAACUCUCCUCCAGAAAGCGAAUGUGUAUUUUCCUAAAUGUCAAACGUUUGCUUGAAGUUGUAACGGUGAACCAUUUCUUUGUUUCCUGAUGUAAAUGCAUAGAAAUGCAAGAAAAUGUCCAUCCAUGAGACUUGUACCCUCCGUCCGCAGGUGUUGGUUGAGAAGCUUCAAUCACACCAUUAAUAAAACUACAGCAAUGCAUAUAAAGCAGGCUUAGAGCAUCAGUCUACAGAAGUCUGAGAUCUUUUUCUGUUUGAUGACCGACACGAGCUGCUGCCUGUGUUGUUCCUUUGAUUGAUGGCUCAGCUGGUGAGGAGUUUCUCCGACUUCACCUUCCACUCAAGAAACCAAAUCCUCUUAUUGUGGCGUGCUGCAGCCCAUUACACCUCCUACAGCUGUGCUGCAUAGUCUUGAUAUAUUUUUGCUUUGCCAGUUAAUGCACAGUCAGGAAAAAUCUGGGUCCUCAUUGUGAGGAAAAUAAAUUCCAGUAAUAUAGCAAGGACUGCAUUUUCUCCCCUCUCUCUGUCUUUUUGUAAAUGGCUGAAGUUGACAGAAUCCAUUACCCAUAAGGCUUUGCACUUAAUUUGUCCUAGUUU
Molecule: messenger RNA, 5268 nt
Organism: Epinephelus moara (kelp grouper)
Lineage: Eukaryota; Metazoa; Chordata; Actinopteri; Perciformes; Serranidae
Gene: appl2
Product: adaptor protein, phosphotyrosine interaction, PH domain and leucine zipper containing 2
Exons: 21
Coding region: 59-2056 (665 amino acids)
Biological process (GO): signaling
Cellular component (GO): endosome membrane; cytoplasm
Molecular function (GO): protein binding
Source: RefSeq, a predicted model, not a curated record